GAUACCGAUGGCCUAAGAGGCUUGUAUUCGUGAUGCUGCCUUUAAUUAGACUUUGACUUGAUGCAUGGAAAUUACACCAACAGAUUGUGGUCCUCUUGAAACCACCAAGACUCCUUGAGAAAUAGGAUAUAAGACUCUACUGUUCCUUCUCUGUUAUCAGUCAUCAGUUAGAAGCUGGGGGAGCUAUGGCCAAGAAGACAAACUUUCUUCUGUGUGGGCUUUCCUGCUUGGUCCUUGUUGUGAGGACAUACAAUGAUCCAUGCGCAAGCCAUCCCUGCCCUGCUAAAUCUUACUGUGUCUCCAAGGAACAAAAAUACUUCUGUUAUUGCAUAGAUGGAUAUGUUUCGAACACAGGAGAAAGAAAUUUCAAAGACCAGAACGUCGUUUGCAGAGAAAUCGACAUUGUGAACUGCUCUAAUUUCAGUAGUGAUGCAACGUUUCAGAACUGUCAGAAGCAGUUAAAUUUGAGCAGUUCUAUGGACAACAGCAGAGAGAUCUGCACCGGUUUUGCAAAGCUGUCCCGCGGCUGUGGGGAGAGAAGAACCACUCUGUCCCUACAGGAAAUCGGAAACUCUUACCAUUUUCUCACAAACCUCACUUCCCAAUUAACGCCUGGAAAUCAAAAACAGAAAGCAAGGCUAGUGACAACCUACCUGCAGAGUAUAGAAGCGGCCGUCCUUGCCACUGCGUCCAGAAAUCCAAAGGAAACACAGAAGGAGGAAGGGCCUUUUAUGGCCAUCAACACACAAAGGGUUGAGAACUGCAGGCUGAAGACACUCAGUUUGAAGGCAGAAAAGCAGACCAUGGAUAUCCACUGCAGCACCACUGAGAAAGAAAUCUUGGGAGGUAUUGUCGCAUUUAUAUCUUAUGCUUCUAUUGGUCCCAUCAUCGGUGAGAGUUUUGCGUCUGAGGAAAAUCUAAGGACAAAGGAAAAAUUGCAUAAUUUCUACCUGAACUCCAAGGUAGUGAGUGGUACAGUGGGAUCCAGAAAGAACAUCUCACUCCCUGUGUCGGUUAAUUUCACAUUUCAGCAUGAAAAGAUGAAGAGAGAAAAUGAGCAGUCUAUCUGUGUCUACUGGCAAGGGUCGUCUUGGUCUAACGAAGGCUGUCAAGUCAUUUCUUCAGAUGAAAAUCAAACCCUUUGCAGCUGCAACCACCUCUCCAGCUUUGCCAUCCUUGUGGCAACUGCCAAAUUAAAGGUGGACCCUGUACUGACCAUGAUCACAUAUGUGGGGUUGAGCCUCUCUCUGCUGUGCCUCUUCCUGGCAGCCCUCACCUUCCUCCUGUGCCGAACCAUCCAGAACAUCAGCACCUCCCUCCACCUGCAGCUCUCCAUCUGCCUCUUCCUGGCCCACCUGCUCUUCCUCACAGGCAUUGAGCGGACAAAGUCCAAGGUGCUGUGCUCCAUCAUCGCUGGGGUGCUGCACUACCUCUACCUGGCCUCCUUCACCUGGAUGCUCCUUGAAGGGCUGCAGCUUUUCCUAACAGUCAAGAACCUCAAGGUGGCCAACUACAUCAGUGCAGGGAAAUUCAAGAGGAGGUUCAUAUAUCCUUUUGGCUACGGGAUCCCAGCUGUGAUUGUAGCUGUGUCUGCAGGGCUUGGACACACCAGUUAUGGAACAGAAACUCACUGCUGGCUCAACUUCCAUGGAAGAUUUAUUUGGAGCUUCAUGGGACCUGUUUUUGUUAUUAUUUUGAUCAAUUUUUCCUUCUAUCUGACCACCCUAUGCAUUUUAAAAAACCAGCUUAGCUCCCUCAAUAAUGAAUUAUCCAGGAUGCACAACACAAGGAUGCUGGCAUUCAAAGCCAUUGCUCAGCUUUUCAUUUUGGGCUGUUCUUGGGGCCUUGGUUUCUUUCUGGUGGAAGGAGUACUGGACCCCAUCAGGUCAGUAAUGGCCUAUUCCUUCACCAUCAUCAAUGUCCUACAGGGCGUCUACAUCUACCUGGUCUACUGUCUUCUCAAUCACAAGGUACGAGAAGAAUACAGACGCUGGUUCAAGAAGAUGAGGAAAAGGACAGAAACUGGCAACUAUGACUUUUUUGGCUCAGUCACCCAGACCAAAACGGUGGAGAACACAGUGGACUUCCCUGGGAAAAGCAGCAACAUAUCUUCAUAGCAUAACGCAACCCAUGCUCCAGACUCACUACCGGCUUUCCUGAGAGUGAAAAGGACGAUGGAGAAGAAAGCAACCUAUUCAAAGGUGUUUGGGUUAACUCUUCCAGCAUCCCCUGGACAUGUGAAUGGAAGUCCUGUUUUAAUUCUAUAGCAUGGUUUGGGGAGCUUCCUUCAAACUCUUGACUCCUGUUUUCAUACUUGGUAGAUACAUACCCGGGUUGCUGUGGAAGCAAGCUGUUCUAUCUCUCUCUCUCUCUCUCUUCCUCCCUCUCCCCUCCCUUCCUCCAUCUUUCAUUUUACACUGGGGCACGGCUACCAUCUGUCACCAUACAACAUUAUUAAAAUAUCAAUGACUAUACGCCCUGUGCUAUACCUUUCAUCCCUCUGACUUUCCUAACUGGAAGCCUAGAUCUCGCACUCACCCUACCCAUUUGCCCAUCUCCCCCAUACCCUCCCUACUGGCAACCAUCAGUUUGUUCUCUGUACUUAUAGGUCUGAUUCUGGUUUUUGUUUGUUUAUUCAUUUGUUUUGUUUUUUUAGAUUCCACAUAUAAAUGAAAUCAUAUGGUAUUUGUCUUUAUCUGUCUCUCUUAUUUCGCUUAGCAUAAUAUCCUCUAGUUCCAUCCAUGUUGUCAC
Mustela erminea (ermine) is the source of this 2751-nucleotide messenger RNA. Its product is annotated as putative adhesion G protein-coupled receptor E4P. The record is from RefSeq and is a predicted model, not a curated record. Gene Ontology annotation, biological process: adenylate cyclase-activating G protein-coupled receptor signaling pathway; cell surface receptor signaling pathway. Gene Ontology annotation, cellular component: membrane. The transcript is spliced from 16 exons. NCBI's taxonomy places the organism in Eukaryota, Metazoa, Chordata, Mammalia, Carnivora, Mustelidae. Gene Ontology annotation, molecular function: G protein-coupled receptor activity. The coding region runs from base 186 to 2117 and encodes 643 amino acids.